Messenger RNA from Malania oleifera, 366 nucleotides. Its product is annotated as transcription factor BHLH089-like. The record is from RefSeq and is a predicted model, not a curated record. Gene Ontology annotation, biological process: regulation of DNA-templated transcription. NCBI's taxonomy places the organism in Eukaryota, Viridiplantae, Streptophyta, Magnoliopsida, Santalales, Ximeniaceae. Gene Ontology annotation, molecular function: DNA-binding transcription factor activity; protein dimerization activity. Bases 1 to 366 code for a protein of 121 amino acids. Gene Ontology annotation, cellular component: nucleus. The transcript is spliced from 3 exons.
AUGGAGCCACCCAGCGAGGAUGCAAAUGCAAAACGAUGCAGGAGGGCUGAAAAUACCGAAGGAAAUGAAAGUGGAACGGUUAAAACAGGGGAAGAAACAAAGAAGGGAUGCACUUCUGCUGCAGAGGAAUGGGAUCAGAAGCAAGCCAAGCCUGUUCCCAAGCCUCCCGAGCCCCCAAAAGACUACAUUCAUGUUAGAGCGAGAAGGGGUCAAGCUACUGAUAGCCAUAGUCUUGUAGAAAGAGUUCAUAGGGAAAAGAUUAGCGAAAGAAUGAAACUUCUACAAGAUCUAGUACUAGGUUGCAAUAAGGUCACCGGGAAAGCACCUACCGCUACCAUCAUCGUCACUGCUGCAACCACCACUUAG